Antechinus flavipes (yellow-footed antechinus) is the source of this 4291-nucleotide messenger RNA. It is a transcript of the gene FSD2, whose product is annotated as fibronectin type III and SPRY domain containing 2. NCBI's taxonomy places the organism in Eukaryota, Metazoa, Chordata, Mammalia, Dasyuromorphia, Dasyuridae. The record is from RefSeq and is a predicted model, not a curated record. The transcript is spliced from 13 exons. The coding region runs from base 206 to 2494 and encodes 762 amino acids. Gene Ontology annotation, molecular function: protein binding.
UCCAAUAUAGUUUUCCUAAGUUACUCUCAGAAAGCUGGCACUGAAAGACUGAAGAGAAUUUAUUUUUUUUCUUUGCAGAAAUUUGGUGUCAUCUGAGUUAAAAGAAGAAUUUAUGGAUUCUUAAGUUAGAAGGACCAAGAAAAUCUCUACCAUUUAUCUGGAAAGGGCAGGAAGAGCAGGCAUUCGGUCCUGGGCUGCUGCUGCCAUGGAGGAAAAAACUGGCAGGGCUCCAGUGUAUAGCCGGGAUUCAGCCACUAGUCCUACUGCUGACCAGAGCUUCAACUUUUAUCCCAUGGAUCUCUACGACUCUGAAGACAGGCUGCCAAUCUUUCCAGAAGAAAAAAUUCAAAUGAGAGGAGAAGUCCUGAAAGAACCAAAGAGAGGUGAGAGGAUCCCAGAAUUAAGUACGGCAGCCCAUGAUCAAAAGGAAGUAGAAGAACUGGCCCGGUAUUAUGGAGUUGAAGAUGAUAAGGAUCUGGAGGAUGAGAUCGAAGUAGGGAGUGUGCUUCGGUCUGGGGGUUCAGAUUACCACUCAGCAAUUUCUUCCCUCAGACCCCAUAUAGUUCCAAAGAGGAGAGAGCCAGGGAGAGAAGAGAAAGACUGGCAAUAUCUGGGGGAAGCAGAAGAUGAAGAGGAUGACGGAUUCCCCACCUGGGGCUCUCGAGGGCACUACCAGGAAUUGAGGGAAGCCUACAGGUACGCUCGGGGCCGCUCCAGUGAGGAAUAUGAGUGCUAUGUCAUACCAGAAGAAGAGGAUGAAGAAGAAGCGGCUGAUGUUUUCUGUGUCACCUGCAAAAUUCCAAUCAGAGCUUUUGACAAUCUUUUUGGCGAGCACAAGGAUCAUGAAGUGACCCAGCUUAACACGGCAGCAGAAAAUGCCCGGGAGGAAAUUCAUAAAAACAUGUUCAAAUUGGAAGAGCAGAUUAUUCAAAUGGAAAACUUUGCAAGUCAUUUGGAGGAAGUUUUCAUUACCGUAGAGGAGAAUUUUGGAAGACAGGAGCAGAACUUUGAGUUGCAUUAUAAUGAGAUCUUGGAAAUUCUUGCUCAGAAAUAUGAAGAAAAAAUGCAAGCUUUAGGGGAAAAGAAGAGAGAGAAAAUAGAAGCAUUGUAUGAACAGUUGGUCAAUUGUGGUGAAAAUCUUGACACUUGUAAGGAACUGAUGGAAACAAUUGAAGAGAUCUGCCACGAGGAGAAGCUUGAAUUCAUAAAGGAUGCAGUAACUAUGGCUGACAGACUCGGAGAAUUCCUGAAAACCAAAACAGAUGUAGAACUUUCCGCACAUCCAGAUUUUGAAGACCAAACCAUCGAUUUCUCUGACAUUGAGCAGCUGAUGGAUUCUAUUAAUGCCAUUCCAGCUCCUUGUGCUCCAGUGAUCAAUACACAAACACCUAACUCAGCUACUGGGACAUCAGUUAAAGUGUGCUGGAGUCUCUUCUCUGAUGACACUGUAGAAAGUUACCAGCUGUCUUAUAAACCUGUCAGUGAUGGUGCACCAAGUGAGGAGCAAAAAGAGUUUUCAGUGAAUGUCAAAGAAUCACAUUACUCUGUGACUGACCUUGUGCCUAAUACCCAAUAUGAAUUUUGGGUCACAGCUUCGAAUAGCACUGGCGUCAGCCCACCAAGUGAGCGAGCAGUGUACGUGACAGCUCCUUCACCUCCCAUUAUCAAAAGCAAAGAGAUCCUAAGCUGUGAACAUGCUGCCUUGGUGCGCUGGGAAUCUGGAAACAUGAAUCCUGUGGACUCGUACACUAUUGAACUGUCUAAAGUAGACAAUGAAGAACCAGGGAAUGUUGUUACAGAGUCUAUAGUAGGAAUCCCUACCUGUGAAUCUCUAAUUCAGUUGCAACCUGGAGAAAGCUACCUAGUCUAUGUAAGAGCCAUCAAUGUGGGAGGCCCUAGUGAAAGAAGUGAGCCUGCUACUAUCCACACUACAGGUACCUACUUCUACCUUAACAAGGACACCAGUCAUCCUUUGCUGUCCAUUUCAGAAGAUGGGUUUACAAUUGUGCGCAGUAAAGGAAAAAACUCGGCAAGUGAGCCCCGUGGUAAUGACACCAGAUUUACAAGAUGUGUUGCUGUUAUGGGAAGCCUGAUACCUAUUAAAGGACGGCAUUACUGGGAGGUGGAGGUUGAUGAACAAAUGGACUACAAAGUUGGUGUGGCAUUUGAAGAUAACAGAAGAGGGGACCUUGGGGCAGACAGCUCUUCCUGGUGCAUGAGUCAUACUUAUAUAUCAUCAAGGCAUAAAUAUGAAUUUCUGCACAACGGGGUUACUCCAGAGAUCCAGAUUACAGUUCCCCCAAAGAAGAUUGGAAUCCUACUUGACUAUGACAGCUCUAGAUUAUCUUUUUUUAAUGUGGAUAUUGCACAACAUCUUUAUACAUUCAGCUAUCCGCUGCAACAUUUUGUGCAACCCUGUUUUUCUUUAGAAAAGCCUGGAUUGUUAAGAGUUUGUAAUGGAAUUUCAAUGCCAAAGUUCGCCACACUCUUCUAGACCAGAAUGGUGUCUAACAGUGGGCUCAAUUCUAGGGUUAAAAAAGUGAAGUUGACAAAAAAUGCUCCUUGAUGUUUCCUCCCCCCAAUUUCCCCUUUUGUAUCCUUCUCCCCCAUCUUUGCUUCUUGGCCUUCACCCCAAAAACAAGUACAGAUGCACUUAUGCUGGUCAGGCCUCUCUAGUCAAGAUGAAAUAAAAGAAUCAGAUAUAACCAUUACUGUUAAAGUUUUGAAAAAAUUAUGCAAACAUUACUCAUAAAGUUAAAGAUGGAAAGGAUCUUAGGGGAAACUGAUGGCUACAGAAGUAGUGACUACUCUAAGGUAACACAGACUUCUUCCAGGACAUAGAUGGUAUUUAUUAUGCUCCUAUGAGAAGAUAAAAUGAAUCUCUAACAAAUUUCAGGUCCAGGGGAGUGAGACAUUGUGGGAACCCUUGGGAACCCUCAAUCACAUCAAUUGUUGGCUCAGCUAUUAGAGUACAAUAGAAUAUGUCACAAUUUGAUUGCUUUUCCCCCACCCCUUACUCCCAACUUUUAGUAGCUUUUCAAAUAUGAUCAAAUUUGGAUAGCAUAUUUUGCGUAAGAUAAUUUUAGAUAGCAUGAAGAAUAAAACACAACUAAAACAGUUCUAGCAGCUCUUAAUGUGAUGCCUAAGAGUUGGGGAUUGAGGAUACAUACCUCAAUUGAGGAAUGACUAAACAAGCUGUAGUUAUGAUUGUAAUGGAUUACUAUGCUAUAAUGAAAAAGGCUAAAUUCAGAAAAUUUGAGACUUACACAACCUGAUACAAAGAGAAACAGAAUGUAGUAUGCAGAAAUAGCAAUACUACAUGAAGAGCUAUAAAUGACUCAGCUUUUCUCAACAAUAUAAUGAUCUAAGACAAUCCCAAAGGACUAAUGAUGAAGCAUACUAUCUAAUUCCAGUGGAAGAACUAAUAUUGUUUGAAUACAGACUGAAAAAUGCUAUUUUUCAUUUUCUUUUGAGUCUUCUUACACAAAAUGAUUAAUUUGGAAAUAUUUUACAUGAUUGCACAUGUAUAACCUAUAUUUGAUUGCUUAUGGUCUUAGAGGAGGGUGGAACAGAAUUUGGAACUCAAAACUGUUAAAAAAAAAUGUUUAACAUGCAACUGGAAAAAAAAAUAAAAACAUUACAUAUUUAAACAACAACAACAACUUAUACACUAUACUUAAAAUGAGAAGACAGAAAAUUAUAGAAAAUGCCUGGAGCAGCUAGGUAGUGCAGUGGAUAGAGGACCAGCCCUGAAGUCAGGAGGAUCUGAGUUCAAAUUUGGCCUCACACUUAAUACUUCCUAGCUGUGUGACCCUGGGCAAGUCACUCAACCCCAAUUUUCUCAGCAAUUAAAAAAAAGAAAAUGUCAAGGCUUCCAUGUCAUUUCUGGACCAUUUCCAAACCAUGCUACCACUCAUAUAUACAUCUUUCUCCAUUCUAACCCCGCUUUGUGUUGCCUUCCUCUAAUAGAAAGUAAGCAUUUUGAUGACAGUCUGUCUUGCUAGUUUGUAUUUGAAUUCCUAGUAUUUAACACAUAAUGUUUAAUAAAUGCUUUCUUAUUCAAUUUGGAGAGAGAUCAUUGUGUACAGGGAAGAGCUUCAGAGGGGAAGCAGGAUUCAAUUUUGACAUAAGUAUCAAAUUACAUGGUUAUCCCAUAAACAAACAUUCAAAGGAUAGUGAUUAUGUUCCUAUCUUCUUUUUUUUUUUUUUUCUAAAUUAUAGCUUUUUAUUUACAAGUUAUAUGCAUGUAAUUUGACAGCAUUGACAACUGUUAAACCUUUUGCUCCAAUUU